This is a messenger RNA of Plasmodium vivax (malaria parasite P. vivax), 2510 nucleotides long. RefSeq lists its product as hypothetical. NCBI's taxonomy places the organism in Eukaryota, Apicomplexa, Aconoidasida, Haemosporida, Plasmodiidae. The record is from RefSeq and is a predicted model, not a curated record. Bases 168 to 2510 code for a protein of 780 amino acids. The transcript has a single exon. Gene Ontology annotation, molecular function: magnesium ion transmembrane transporter activity. Gene Ontology annotation, cellular component: membrane. Gene Ontology annotation, biological process: magnesium ion transport.
ACACUUCCUAGAAAACCUGCUCUGAUGGAUACCCCUCCCCUUGAUCACUCACACCCCAUGUGCAGAAGCAUCUCCACCAAAGGAGCGCCUACGAAGACGUACAAAUUGUGUGCAAACUGAUUGGCUUAGUCCCCCUUUUUACGUGCGGAAAGUUCCGCCCCACUUAAAUGGACACCACACUGAUCGGAAUAGCCAUUUCCUUUGUUGGCUCUUUCCUUGGGGCACUGGGAGACAAACUAGUCCACGACAGUUAUGGCAAAGAAAAGGCGCAGAGAAAACACAUGUCCCAAAUGACCAUGUGGUUGUUUGGAACCCUACUUAGCGUAGUCAUAGACCCAAUCCUGACCAUCUGCUCGUUGUAUUUCACCUCCGCUGCCUUAGUUGCACCCUUUGCAGGGGUACACAUAUUGUGGAAUUUAAUAAUUACAAACAUUUCGUUGAAAAUCAGAACCAAGUUGCACCAGUACAUGGGAUCCUUUUUUCUAAUUUGUGGCAUUGCCUUAAUUAUUAUUUUUUCUGAAAAAAAAGUGGACAUACAUAGUAUGAACGAUUUAGCUAGCUUGUAUAGCCAAACAAAGGUUAUCAUUUAUUUGGUCCUCGCCUUCACCAUCAUUGUUACUUUGUUAAUCGUUUGCUUGCUCCCCUUUCUCUUUAAAGAUGUGAAAAAUGCCUCCUUCAAAAGUGAUCAGCUCUUAUACAUGAGCAAAUUUGUUCCAAACGCCUGCACACGUUCAUGUGAAAUUUCGCUUUGUAAAAAAAUUGACACGAAUAUGAAAUUUUCGGGAGGAGCCACUUCCUGUAAAACUGGCAUGGGGGUGCCCCCUGAGAAGGACCCAUUGAAGCACCCCAUAAGUUACCCCAUGAAUGGAGCAGAUGACCCCCUGCCCGUCGUAAGCAGCUCUGCUGGAGGCAACACCUGUGGGGGUAGUCCCAACGCGAAUGAACGCCGAAGGAGCAGUCCAACUGGGAACGAAAGAUCUGUAGACACAUCAACCGAGGGAGACAACUCUGCCCCUCGCUCCAACGAUGGAAUAAUUCUUGCUAGUGAGAGGGAACAAUUCAGAGUGAGAAGGAAUACCAAAGUGGGGGAAAAGACAAGCAAUGGCAGCCGCAGAAACGCCCUGAUUAAUUACAGACCAGGUGCCUCCCUACCGUGCCCACCUGCCAACCGCACACUGUCUAGGCAUCCAACUGAGAGGAUUAAAAAGAUCAGUUUCAAGUCUAGUAGGAUGGAGAGAAGGAGACCCCCACUCCAGUUGCGAAAAGGCAGCCGCUCAUGGGAUGCUCAAAAGGGGGGUGUUGAGAGAGCUCUCCAUGGAAAAUCUCCCCCCGUUAAUCGAGGGAACCCAAAUAUGGCAGGUACAAAAUGUACAGAACGGGUCGAAUCGCGAGACGAUCUCUACUGCAGUGGGAGCACCCCCCACCCCGGUGGCAAAAAAGACAACAACGUAGGUUACCAAGGAGGGAGCCACACAACGAGCUGCUCCAACUUAGAACCGAAGAUAGAACCCACACCAAACGACGGUGCAGAACCUACAUCUACUCAUAAAAAAAAAAAAAAAAAAAAAAACUUUCUACUAUCACCUUACCAAAGUGUCAAAAUGAUAAAAAAAUUUCUUCAAAAUAAAGGCAGGGCGGGGUUAAAAGUAUGCAAGAAGAAAAAAAAAAGUUUCCUCCGUUACAUUAGUGGCCAUAAGCAGAAUGGUCCUACGGGGGAGGACCCCCCCGAACGGAGUCCCCAAUCGAGUCACCCCAAUUCGAUCGCGGGUAAUGAACCCUUCUGCCCAAUAGAUAUCCUCAAAUGUGCAGAUAAAAUUAAUUCGUGUGAAAAUUGGAAAGACGAGGAGCCCUUCUCGCUGAAGGUUUAUUCUCCCACGCGUGACAGGGGCAGCGUCGGCAGUAGCCCCGCGAAUGCCGGGGGAGGAACAGCCCGCGAGGGGAAAGGGCGCAACGACAGCGGGGGAAGCGGCCCAAUCGGACCAAGCCGCUCAAUCGGCUCAAUCGCGCGAAGCGACCCGGCCCAGCUGCAGUACCUGGUGCUGAUCGCGUCCAUCUACCCCGCGGCGGCCAAGAAGAGCAAAAUCAGGCACCCAGAAAUAUUCUACAGAAUAUGCUGCUGCACCCUGUGCGGCAUGUCAGGAGGCUUCGUAAACAUUUUCUCUGAGCAAAUCAUAGGCAUCUUUUCAAAAGAAAAGCUUCAAAUGUUUACACACCCCUUUGCAUACGUACUGAUGAUGCUCACUCUCUUCUGCCUAUGCAAUCAGCUCUUCUUUCUAAACAUAUCCCUCUCCAAAUUUAGCGUCACCUCAGUCAUUCCCUUAAUCAUGGCCAACCUCGUCUUCUUCAGUAGCCUCACAACUAUCAUAAUGCGCGAGGAGGAAUCGGUCAUCCAGUCUACCAACGCGGUGUGCUUCUCCCUCGGCGUCCUCCUCGUCAUCAUCGGCAUACUAUAUCUACAGUAUAAUAUAAACCGCGUUCUUCUGCGCUGCUUCAAGCCGAAAAAGGGAUGA